This is a messenger RNA of Coccidioides posadasii C735 delta SOWgp, 420 nucleotides long. RefSeq lists its product as uncharacterized. Gene Ontology annotation, molecular function: protein serine/threonine kinase activity; ATP binding. NCBI's taxonomy places the organism in Eukaryota, Fungi, Ascomycota, Eurotiomycetes, Onygenales, Onygenaceae. Gene Ontology annotation, cellular component: nucleus. Gene Ontology annotation, biological process: protein phosphorylation; mitotic DNA damage checkpoint signaling. The record is from RefSeq and is a predicted model, not a curated record.
AUGUGGAGGAGCCCUGAAGCGCAUGCACGCGGCCCGAUUAGCAAGGCGUCUGAUAUAUUUUCAUUUGGCGUCGUGUGCAUUUACGCCAUGCUUAAGGAAGCCAUCUUCUCCAUGGACGAGAGCCAGCUUCCGGAAGGUGUUGAGCCUCUAUCAGUCAUUCUCGAGCGCCAAUUGUCAUAUUUCGCGAACGCGGAAAGCUUGAAUGGUUUUCUGGCGUACUUGGGAGACGAAAACCCGUGGUGCAAUGCUUUCAAAACCCUUUGGGAAGGAUUCAAUGAGAGAAACCCGCGGAAACCAUUCUCUAUGUGCCAGGAUAUCGAUAAAGACUUUAGAGAUCUUGUUUGUGCCCUGAUGCAUUUUGAUCCGCCCAAGAGGAUCACGGCAGAGACGGCUUUGAAACAUCCCUGGUUCACGAGGUGA